This is a messenger RNA of Purpureocillium lilacinum, 1089 nucleotides long. RefSeq lists its product as uncharacterized. The record is from RefSeq and is a predicted model, not a curated record. Lineage: Eukaryota; Fungi; Ascomycota; Sordariomycetes; Hypocreales; Ophiocordycipitaceae.
AUGGAGCUCUCGUACGUCAGGCGAGCCAUCGGCAGCGCCGUCGGUUCCGGCGACGACAACAUGCCCAAAUAUGACCUCCCCAGCUGGACCAUUCUCGUCUUCCUCAUCGACCUUGUCGUCCUCAUUCCUGUCUUCAUCAUUUUCGACUACACCUUCAAGACCGUCUUCCCCAUCUUCGCCAUGGUCGAGGACGAGAACCCCCCGGCCUACGAGCCCCUCUCUCUCAACGACAACGCCGCCGACGUCGAGCCCGAGGCCCAGCAGCAGGGCGGCGCCCGCAAGCCCACCAACGGCCAGCCGCGCACCGUCACGUCGUCCCUCCGCGCCGUGAACCGCCUGCUCCUCUCCCACGGCGGCUUCCGCGCCUACUUCCGCGGCUUCUUCUGCCUCGUCGCCCAGGGCCUCGCCACCUCGGCCCUCAUGGGCCUCUUCUCCGCCGCGCUCGGCGGCUUCUUCACCCCCAUCGCCACCCUGCUCGCCAGCCUUGCGCUCGUCCAGCUCAGCACCGCAUGGGUCCACAUCGUCAUCUCGCUGCCCUCGAGGCGCCACUUCUGGAGCCGCCUCCCGCCCUUCAAGCGCGCCUUUGACGCCACCUGGAAGCCCGUCGCCCUGUACUGGCUCGCCGCCGAGGUCACCCGCUGGCUGCCCCUCGGCCUCGCCUGGGUCCUGCGCGUCAAGAUCCCCAACUUCGACAACAACGGCAAGAUGGAGCUCGACGGCCUCGACGCCGCCUGGUUCGUCAAGGGCGCCGCCAUCGUCGUCCUCACCAUCUUCGCCUCCGUCUUCCUCAUCAUCCCCGCAAAGGUCAUCCUCGUCCGCGUCCAGGCCUCGCUGCUCCCCGUCGAGGAGGACACCGUCAUCCCCUUUGACCGCUCCUUCGAGGGUAAGGUCGAGCCCGCCAUCGUCGGCGGCAAGGGCUACGUCUCCAUCGCCGACGCCUGGGAGACGUUCAGCAGGACCGCUUGGCGCCGCCUCCUCAUCCUCUACGUCAAGGUCUUCCUCGUCAGCAUGGUCGGCGUGCUCAUCACCGCGGCCCUGCUCGUCCCCCAGAUUGUCGUCAUCGCCAAGAAGACGGAGCGCGUCAACUAA